AUGUCAGAAAACAAUAAACCCUCACAGCUCACCCCUCUCGAUCGGGUACUCAGUCCCGCCCUCAACCUCCACCCGCCCAACACACCACCAAGCCUCUACCCAUCCGCCCUUUCACACUUCACCUCGAUCCCCUGGUGCGCCGACCUCCUCCUGAGCGAAAACAGCCCCUACGGCACGGGCCCCUCAAUUCCGUUCAUCCCCCAAUGCUUCAACCCCGUAUCCCCCCAGCACGAUCAGUUCGUCGGCGCAACGCUCGCCUCAGAAAGGGGCCUAAAGCACGUGCUGUCCUUCUUCCGCCCCGACGACGAGACGCACCUGCGGGAUCCCGCACGGCCCAUCACGCGCGUGGACACGCUGUUUGCCGUGGGCGACGGGCUAAGCGGCUACCACAACAUCAUCCACGGCGGCAUGACCAUGACCAUGGUGGACGAGAGCAUGGGGACCGUCAACGAGAUCAACACGGCGCUGGGCAAGGACGGGCUCGUGCACAAGCUGAGCAGCGUGACGGCUUCCCUCGACAUCAGGUUCCUGCAGCCGGUGCCCGUCCCGGGUGUGGUGUGGGUCACGUCCUGGACCGAGAAUAUCCAAGGGCGGAAAACGAGGAUGAGGUGCGAGGUCAAGGACGGGCAGGGCGCGGUUCUGGCAAAGGCCGCCAGUACGUGGGUGGCUCUCAAGCCGAAUUUAUAA
Messenger RNA from Metarhizium brunneum ARSEF 3297, 687 nucleotides. It is a transcript of the gene vlmB, whose product is annotated as Verlamelin biosynthesis protein B. Lineage: Eukaryota; Fungi; Ascomycota; Sordariomycetes; Hypocreales; Clavicipitaceae. The record is from RefSeq and is a predicted model, not a curated record.